This is a messenger RNA of Cololabis saira (Pacific saury), 6449 nucleotides long. It is a transcript of the gene cdc42bpab, whose product is annotated as CDC42 binding protein kinase alpha (DMPK-like) b. Gene Ontology annotation, cellular component: cytoplasm; cytoskeleton; actomyosin. The record is from RefSeq and is a predicted model, not a curated record. Bases 838 to 6303 code for a protein of 1821 amino acids. Gene Ontology annotation, molecular function: protein serine/threonine kinase activity; ATP binding. The transcript has 45 exons. Gene Ontology annotation, biological process: actomyosin structure organization; peptidyl-threonine phosphorylation. NCBI's taxonomy places the organism in Eukaryota, Metazoa, Chordata, Actinopteri, Beloniformes, Belonidae.
GGGAGACUUUUAGGCUGUGUCCCGUAUUUGGAAUAAGCAAGGCUAGAAUACAGUUUCCCUCUUGACGUGAAACGAGCUCCUCCGUAACCUUCAACGAAAAAUUAAGAAGAAGGGCCCCGCAUUAUUUUCCCGUCGGCGGCUGAACUAACUCACAAAACGAGCCGUCGUUUUUCGGGAACUGCGAAGAAACUGAGCGCAGACCUUUCUGUUUCUGGACGAAAAAGAAUUGGGAUUUAAACCACAUUUCUGCCAGCAGUGAGUGAGAUACUAAGGUGGACCCGAGGGAGGACAAACAAGAAAAACAUUUUUUUUCCCCGAAAGGCGUGGAAUCCUUUUUGUUUUAAAAUCAUGGAAAAAAAAGAGGAAUGAUGGCAUUUUUCGGGAGCGGAGAAAAGUAAGAUUAGCUUGCGGGGCUAGCGGGGCUAACUAGGAUCACCUUUGCACCGACCCGGGGCUUGCCGGGGCUCUGGAGCUCUGCACAUCCGCAGAUCUGCCUCCCUUUCCAGCUUUUCCUGCAGAAUGGAGCCCCUAACACAUAUGUGGGUCUGUUGAGACACAUUGACUCGCUUGUUUCCUAUUUAAACCAGAAUCAGAGGAGAAACUGUCUCCUUCUGCAGCCUGUGCCUGUGUGGGAUAUGUAUUAACAAAAAAAAAUGGGGAAGUGUUAACACACCCUUGCCCAUCUCCUAAUAUGUUGCAUCGAUUUUAAUGCAGAAUUUCCCCCCUCAAGCACAAAGUUUGAUUGCCCUGAAGGUGAGAAGAACUUCUUCUUUUAUUAUUAUUGCUGGCUCUUGCCCUCUGACUCCAUCCGUCAUCAUUACUACUUCGGAAUAAAACAUGUCUGGAGAGGUGCGUUUGAAGAAGCUGGAGAAGCUGCUCCUGGACGGGCCGGCUCACUCCAACGGCCAGUGUCUGAGUGUGGAGACCCUGCUGGAUAUCCUGGUGUGUCUCUACGAUGAGUGCAACAACUCCCCGCUCAGGAGGGAGAAAAAUGUCCUGGAGUUUUUGGAUUGGGCCAAACCCUUCACCUCCAAAGUGAAGCAGAUGCGCUUGCACAAGGAAGACUUUGAGAUACUUAAGGUGAUUGGAAGAGGAGCGUUUGGAGAGGUUGCUGUGGUAAAAGUGAAAAACACUGACAAGGUAUUCGCCAUGAAGAUUCUCAACAAGUGGGAGAUGUUGAAGCGAGCAGAGACGGCGUGUUUUCGGGAGGAGCGGGAUGUGUUGGUGAACGGACACUGCCAGUGGAUCACCACCCUGCACUAUGCCUUUCAGGACGACAAUAAUCUGUACCUGGUCAUGGACUACUAUGUGGGUGGCGACCUGCUGACUCUGCUCAGCAAGUUUGAAGACCGUUUGCCAGAAGAUAUGGCCAAGUUCUACCUGGCUGAAAUGGUGCUGGCCAUCGACUCGGUUCACCAGCUUCACUACGUCCACAGGGACAUUAAGCCAGACAACAUUCUGCUGGAUAUGAACGGCCACAUCCGCCUGGCCGACUUCGGCUCCUGCCUCAAACUCAUGGAGGAUGGGACUGUCCAGUCCUCGGUGGCGGUAGGAACUCCAGACUACAUUUCCCCGGAGAUCCUCCAGGCCAUGGAGGACGGAAAAGGCAAAUACGGACCCGAGUGCGACUGGUGGUCUCUGGGCGUCUGCAUGUAUGAAAUGCUGUACGGCGAGACGCCGUUCUACGCAGAGUCCCUGGUGGAGACCUACGGGAAAAUCAUGAACCACAAGGAGCGAUUCCAGUUCCCUCAGCAGAUAACAGAUGUGUCGGAGGAAGCCAAGGAUCUGAUUCGCCGGCUCAUCUGCAGUCGAGAGCACAGACUGGGCCAAAACGGCAUCGAGGACUUCAAGGACCAUCCUUUUUUCUCCGGCAUCGAUUGGGAGAACAUUCUGACAUGUGAAGCUCCUUACAUCCCAGAAGUCAGCAGUCCCACAGAUACGUCCAACUUUGACGUCGAUGACGACUGUCUGAAGAACUCGGAGACGAUGCCUCCUCCCUCUCACACGACCUUCUCUGGUCACCACCUGCCCUUCGUCGGCUUCACUUACACGAGUAAAUGUAAUUUUUCUGACCGGGGCUGCCUGCGACAGCUAGCAGGGGAUCCGGGUAAGACGGGACAGGACGUGGUGGACCUGGACGUCAAGCGCAGCCUGGAGGACAGUCUGGCCACCGAGGCGUACGAGAGGAGGAUACGCCGCCUGGAGCAGGAGAAGCUGGAGCUGAGCCGCAAACUGCACGAGUCGACCCAGACAGUGCAGGCGCUGCAGCACCCGACGGGCGAGGCGCCGCUCGGCGCCAACAGGGAGGUGGAGAUCCGGAGCCUGAAGAGCGAGAUCGACAUCCUCAAGAAGCAGAUCUCCGACUCGGGGCAGCUGGAGAAACAGCUGGAGGACGUGACGUCAGCUCGCAGAGACCUGGAGGAUUCAUCCAAACAGAUCAAGAACAUGGAGAAGCAGAUGAAGGGCCUCUCGCAGGAGAGGGACGACCUACAGAGGGACCUGGUGGAGGCCAGCGAGAAGCUGAAGUCUCAGUCCAAAGACCUGAAGGAGGCCCACAGUCAGAGGAAACUGGCCAUGCAGGAGUUUUCUGAGCUCAACGAGAGACUCACAGACCUCAGGUCUGCGAAGCAGCGUCUGGUGCGGCAGCUGCGCGACAAGGAGGAGGAGAUGGACAGCCAGAAUCAGAAAGUUGAGGCUCUCCGCCUUGAGGUGCGAAAGGCUGAGAGAGCCAAGAAGGAGAUGGAGAUGCAGGCGGAGGAGCAGACGGCAGAGGCUCAGAAAGAGAAGAAGCUCCGGGAGCGUAACGAGCAGCACAGCCGACAGCUGAAGGAGGAGCUGGAAGGACUCAAGCUGAAGCAGGCCGGCUCGUCCUCCGGCCCCGCCUCGGCGGACCAGAGCCAGGAGGUGGGCCGCCUACGGGGAGAAAUGGAGAAGAAGACGCUGUUGUACGAGGAGGAGUUGGGACGCAGGGAGGCGCAGCACAGCAACGAGCUGAAGGCUCUGAGGAAGGAGCUGCGGGACGCCGAGAGCCAGCAGCUCAAUCUGCAGAAGGAGAUCCUGAUGCUCAAGGACAAACUGGACAAAACGCGCCGGGAGAGUGAUGAUUCUGCAAGCCAAAAUGAGCGGGAAGAGUUUGAGACGGAGUACAAGCAGAAGUACGAGAGAGAGAGAGUCCUGCUGACGGAGGAGAACAAGAAGCUCUCCAGUGAACUGGACAAGCUGACCGGCAUGUUUGAGAAGAUGAGCGGCUCCAACCGGCAGCUGGAGGAGGAGUUGAGGGAGCUGGCCGACAAGAAGGAGAGCGUCGCCCACUGGGAGGCCCAGAUCACCGAAAUCAUCCAGUGGGUGAGCGACGAGAAGGACGCCCGGGGAUACCUGCAGGCUCUGGCCACCAAGAUGACGGAGGAGCUGGAGGGGCUGAGAAACACCAGCCUGGGAGCGAGAGCCACGGACAUGCCGUGGAAGAUGCGACGCUUCGCCAAGCUGGACAUGUCGGCCCGCCUGGAGCUGCAGUCGGCCCUGGACGCUGAAAUCCGAGCCAAGCAGAGCAUCCAGGACGAGCUGAACAAAGUCAAGGCCAACAACAUCUCCACAGAAUGCAAACUGCAGGAUUCUGAGAGCAAAAACCAGGAGCUGCUGAGUGAGAUGGAGCGGCUGAAGAAGGAGAUCGAGGAGCUGCGGCUUCGACGAGGUGUCAAGCACCAGGAUUCCCAGAAUUCCUUCCUGGCUUUUCUCAACGCCCCCACCUCAGCCCUCGACCAGUUCGAUGACUCUUACUCUUCAUCCUCAUCUUCUUUAAUUGAGUUUUGGGAAGAUCGCUCGCCAUCCGUUGGCCCGGCUAGCAAAGGCAGACGUGUGGACUCCAUGGACAACUUCACCCCCUCCAACACUCCGUCUCGAGACGACGAGCCCAAGUCCCACCUCAAGUCCGGCUCGCGUUCCCCCUCCGUGGCCAGCGACAUCGAGUUGAUAGACCACCCGCCGCGCUCGAUCCAGACCCCCACCAUGCGCUCCGGAGGCUACGGCAGCAUCGGACGCUCCUCACCCAAGCCUAAAGCUCACCAGUUCGUGGUGACGUCCUUCAACACGCCCACCAAGUGCAACCAGUGCACGUCCCUGAUGGUGGGGCUCAUGCGGCAGGGCUGCACCUGCGAAGUGUGUAACUUCUCCUGCCACGUGACGUGUGCGGACAAGGCUCCGGCGGUGUGUCCCGUCCCGCAGGACCAGACCAAGGGCCCGCUGGGCAUCGACCCCCAGCGGGGCAUCGGGACGGCCUACGAGGGCCACGUCCGGGUGCCCAAGCCGACCGGGGUGAAGAAGGGCUGGCAGCGGGCGACGGCCGUGGUCUGUGACUUCAAGCUGUUCCUGUACGAGCUGGGCGAGGGGAAGGCGCCGCAGCCGAGCACCGUCGUCAGCCAAGUCAUAGACAUGAGGGAUGAAGAGUUUUCUGUGAGUUCGGUCCUGGCCUCCGACGUCAUCCACGCCAGCCGCAAGGACAUCCCCUGUAUAUUCAGAGUGACGGCGUCCCACCUCUCCGCCUCCAGCAGCCACAAGACCUCCAUCCUGAUCCUGGCCGACAGCGACCAGGAGCGGAACAAGUGGGUGGGCGUGCUGAACGAGCUGCACCGCAUCCUGAAGAGGAACAAGCUGAAGGAGCGCUUCGUCUACGUGCCCAAGGAGGCGUACGACUGCACGCUGCCGCUGAUCAAGACCACGCUGUCCGCCGCCAUCAUCGAUCACGAGCGCGUGGCCCUGGGGAACGAGGAAGGCCUCUUCGUCGUCCACGUCACCAAAGACGAAAUCAUCCGGGUGGGCGACAACAAGAAGGUCCACCAGCUGGACCUGAUCCCGCAGGAGCAGCUGCUGGCCGUCAUCUCGGGCCGGAACCGCCACGUCCGCCUCAUCCCCACUCACGCGCUGGACGGCCGCGAGGCCGACUCCCACAAGCUGGCCGAGACCAAGAACAGCCAGACGUUCGUGUCCGGCACGGUCCGGAACGGCUCGCUCACCUGCCUGUGCGUGGCCACGCCCAAGAACAAGAUCCUGUGCUUCGAGAUCAACAAGGGUAAAGGCCGCCACCGUUUACUGCGGGAGCUGGGCGCCCCGGCGAGCGUGCAGUGGAUGGGUCUGCUCAGCGAGCGGCUCUACGUGGGCUUCCAGUCGGGCUUCAUGCGCUACAGCGUCCACGGCGACACGUCCCCGGUGAGCCUGCUGCACCACGAGGACCACACCCUGGCCUUCAUCCCGCAGCAGAACCUCAGCGCGCUGUGCGCCGUGGAGAUCUCCAGCAAGGAGCUGCUGCUGUGCUUCAGCAUGAUCGGCGUGUACGUGGACUCGCACGGCCGCCGCUCGCGCCAGCAGGAGCUCAUGUGGCCGGCCACGCCCACCGCCGCAUGCUACAACGCCCCCUACCUGUCGGUGUACAGCGAGAACGCCGUGGACGUGUUCGACGUCAACACCAUGGAGUGGAUCCAGACCAUCCCGCUCAAGAAGGUCCGGCCUCUGAACGUGGACGGAUCUCUGAACCUGCUGGGGCUAGAAACCGUGCGCCUCAUCUACUUCAGGAACAAGACGGCAGAGGGAGACGAGCUGGUCGUCCCGGAGACGUCGGACAACAGCAGGAAGCAGAUGGUGCGCAGCAUGAACAACAAGAGACGCUUCUCCUUCAGGGUUCCUGAGGAAGAGCGGCUGCAGCAGAGGAGAGAGAUGCUGCGAGAUCCGGAGAUGAGGAACAAGCUGAUCUCCAACCCCACAAACUUCAACCACGUGGCCCACAUGGGACCAGGAGACGGGAUCCAGAUCCUGAAGGACCUGCCCAUGAACGUCCGUGUUCAGGAGAGCCGUGCGGGAUUCAGCGGGUCGGUCAGCAUCCCGUCCAUCACCAAGAACCGCGGCGAGCCGGGCCGCUCCAUGAGCGCCAGCAGCGGACUGGGCAUACGCUCGUCCUCCCAGAACGGCAGCGCGCUGCGCCGGGAGCUGUCGGGCGGCAGCUACGGGUCCAAGCGCCAGACCAUGACGUCUCCCUCCGAGAGCUCCCUGUCCUCCGGAGGGGGCAUGGACUGCGGCGACGCUCCGCUGUCCCAGUUCGACAGAGAGUGGCAGGCGGUCUCCCCGUCGGAGAAGACCCCCGACCUGAAAAGGGCCUUAAGGACCCUGCUUAGUAAGAUGAAGGACUCGGACUCCCCCCGUCACUCCACGGCCUCCAACAGCUCCACGUUCAGCAGCCCCCCCAGCCCGGCGUCUCCUCACAAGGCCAAGUCUCUGUCCCUGGAGAGCACAGACAGGACGGGGUGGGACACAUGAGCCCCCCCCCAUCCACCUCUCGCCCAUCCAGCCCAACAGCACAGGACUUCAAACCCUCCUCUCCCCCCCCCUCCCUCCCUCCCAGCCCCGUUUAUGUCUCAGCGUUCCUCCACGACGAGGCGGGUCAGAGUCCGGGGGUCGUGCAG